GCCCGCAGGAUUGGCGGGCGCCGCACUCGGAGCGUUACGGCGGGCGGCGCCGGCCGUGCCCGCAGCCGCGGAGCUCUCCGUGGUGCUGAUCGCCGCCGCCGCCGGCCAUGGGCUCGCCGCCGCCGCCCGCCCUCCUCCUCCUGCCGCUGCUCGCCGCGCUGCUCCGCGCACCGGCGCACGGCUUCAACGGGCUGGAAGCGAAGGCGGGGGCGAGCGCCGAGGCGGAGGGGGAGCCCACGGCGCUGCCCACGGCGGCCGAGCGGGAGGCCGAGGCGCGCUUCGUGACCACGGCGCCCACCCUCAAGCUGCUCAACCACCACCCGCUGCUCGAGGACCUGCUGCACGAGGCUUUCCUCAAGAAGGACGACCUGGCGCAGGCGCCCGCCCGGCCCCCCGCCCGCACCCCCGUCCCCCCCUUCGCCGCCGACCCGCUGACCACGGCCGCCGGGCGCCGGGGGCCCUGGGCCGAGCCGCGGGCGGCCACCGACCCCACGGAGCCGGCCGCCGGCCCGACGCCCACCGUGCCGGGGACGUCCCCGGGGCCGCCCGCCGCCCCAUCACCCUGGGGGGCCACCGAGGAGACCACCACCACCGCCCCCACGCAGGGCCCGGGUGAGCAGCGGGGUGCAACCGGCCCCCCGCCCGCCCCGGCCCCGUGCAACCAGAGCCUGGCGGGCCCCGAGGGCUCGCUGGCCUCCCCGGAGCCCGCCGACCUCCCUCACGCCGGCGGCCUCGACUGCACCUACACCAUCUCUGUGUACCCCGGCUACGGCGUGGAGCUCCAGGUGCAGAACAUCAGCCUGGCGGAGGGGGAGACGCUGACGGUGGAGAGCGCGGGGGGCCUGGAGCCCGCGGUGCUCGCCAACGAGUCCUUCCUGCAGCGGGGCCAGGUGAUCCGCAGCCCCGCCAACCUGGUCACCCUGCGCUUCCAGAGCCCCCAGCCCGCCCGCCCCGGCUCCUACCGCUUCCGCUUCCAAGCCUACCUGCUGAGCUGCCCCUUCCCCGCGCGGCCCGCCGCCGGCGACGUCUCCGUCACCAGCCUGCAUCCCGGCGGGGACGCCCGCUUCCGCUGCGCCGCCGGCUACCAGCUGCAGGGCGCCCGCGUGCUGGCCUGCCGCAACGCCACCCGGCCCUUCUGGAGCGCCCGCGAGCCCCGCUGCGUGGCGGCCUGCGGCGGGGCGAUCCGCAACGCCACGGUGGGGCGCGUCGUCUCCCCCGGCUUCCCCGGCAACUACAGCAACAACCUGACGUGCCACUGGCUGCUGGAGGCGCCCGCCGGGCACCGCCUGCACCUCCACUUCGAGAAGGUCUCGCUGGCCGAGGACGAUGACAGGCUCAUCAUCCGCAACGGGAACAACGUGGAGGCACCGCCGGUGUACGACUCCUACGAGGUGGAGUACCUGCCCAUCGAGGGGCUGCUCAGCACCGGGCGCCACUUCUUCGUGGAGCUCACCACCGACAGCAGCGGGGCCUCCACGGGCAUGGCGCUGCGCUACGAGGCCUUCGAGCACGGCCACUGCUACGAGCCCUUCGUCAAGUACGGGAACUUCACGGCCAGCGACGCCCGCUACCCCGUGGGCACCACGGUGGAGUUCAGCUGCGACCCCGGCUACACGCUGGAGCAGGGCUCCACCAUCAUCGAGUGCGUCGACCCCGGCGACCCGCAGUGGAACGAGACGGAGCCGGCGUGCCGCGCCGUGUGCAGCGGGGAGAUCACGGACGCGGCCGGCGUGGUGCUGUCGCCCAACUGGCCGGAGGCGUACGGCAAGGGCCAGGACUGCAUCUGGGGGCUGCACGUGGAGGAGGACAAGCGCGUCAUGCUGGACGUGCGGGUGCUGCGCGUGGGCAGGGGCGACGUGCUCACCUUCUACGACGGGGACGACCUGACGGCGCGCAUCCUGGGCCAGUACACGGGCGCCCGCGGCCGCUUCAAGCUCUACGCCUCCACGGCCGACGUCACCAUCCAGUUCCAGUCGGACCCCGGCGCCGGCGUCUUCGGCUACCAGCAGGGCUUCGUCAUCCACUUCUACGAGGUGCCCCGCAACGACACGUGCCCCGAGCUGCCCGAGAUCCCCAACGGCUGGAAGACCACCUCGCACCCCGAGCUGGUGCACGGCACCGUGGUCACCUACCACUGCUACCCCGGCUUCGAGCUCGCCGGCACCGACGUCCUCAUGUGCCACUGGGACCUGACGUGGAGCGGCGACCUGCCGGCGUGCGAGCGCGUGACGUCCUGCGGGGACCCCGGGGACGCCGAGCACGGCCGCCGCGUGGUCUCCAGCGCCAAGUUCCCGGUGGGGGCCACGGUGCAGUUCGUCUGCAACAAGGGCUACGUGCUGACGGGCGCCGGGCUGCUCACGUGCCACGACCGCCCCGCCGCCGGCCCCAAGUGGAGCGACCGCGUGCCCAAGUGCAUCCCCGAGGCCUACGAGCCCUGCCGCAACCCCGGCGCGCCGGCGCACGGCCUGCAGAGCCCCGAGCGACGGCUGUACCCGGCGGGCGCCGCGCUGCGCUUCUCCUGCGCCGCCGGCCACGUGCUGCUGGGCGAGGGCAGCCUGCGCUGCCUGCCGGGGCACCCGUCGCGCUGGAGCGCCUCGCCGCCCGUCUGCAAAGCGGCCUCCUACGAUGAGUUUUACAGCAACCGCAACCUGGACGCCGCGGCCAAGGCGGUGCCGGCGGGGGAGCCGCUGCGGGGCCCCAACGUCGCCGUCGCCGUGGCGCUGCCCGUGCUGCUGCUGGCCCUGCUCGGCGGCGGCGUCUGCCUCUGCUUCUCCAGGCUCCAGGGGAAGCCGGCGCUGCAGCUGCCCCUCGCCGCCUCGCCCCCCUACGACCACAUCGCGGUGGAGGCGGCGUUUGACAACCCGGGCUACGAGACGGGAUCUGCUUCCUCUGCAGGACACGCGGGAGUAUGAGGUGUCCAUCUAGGCGGAGCGGAGCCGCCGGCCCCCCCGCAGCCCCCCCGCGCCGAGGCUCCCGCCGGGGGCUGCCGCCCGCUGUCCCCGACGGGGCCCCCGCUGCGCCGGGCCGGCCGCGGGCGGGGGGCGCGGAGCCUCCGGGAGCCCGGAGGUAAGGACACGGCUCCCCGGGGCCGGGGGGGGCUCCUCGCCCCGACGUGGCGGGGUGCCCCCCCCCCCGUGCCCCCGCCCCGCGGCAGGACUCGGGCCCCGGCGCCGGGCGGGGGGGGGGGGCCGGGCACGGCCACCUCUGUGUCCCCCCCCCCGCCCCGCCGCCUCGUCCGGGCUGCGGCUUGGGACAUGUGCGGUGUAAAAUAGGGUCCCGGCCUCAGCCGCGCCCCCCCUUUUGGAGAGCGACCCCCUCCUCGCCCCCAUCUUUUGGUUGUUUCAUUAAUAAAAAAUGGUGUUUUAGAAGAAAA
This is a messenger RNA of Dromaius novaehollandiae (emu), 3373 nucleotides long. RefSeq names its product seizure related 6 homolog (gene SEZ6). The coding region runs from base 108 to 2912 and encodes 934 amino acids. The transcript has 16 exons. Gene Ontology annotation, biological process: regulation of dendrite development; synapse maturation; regulation of protein kinase C signaling. NCBI's taxonomy places the organism in Eukaryota, Metazoa, Chordata, Aves, Casuariiformes, Dromaiidae. Gene Ontology annotation, cellular component: dendritic shaft; neuronal cell body; endoplasmic reticulum. The record is from RefSeq and is a predicted model, not a curated record.